Molecule: messenger RNA, 351 nt
Organism: Saimiri boliviensis boliviensis (Bolivian squirrel monkey)
Lineage: Eukaryota; Metazoa; Chordata; Mammalia; Primates; Cebidae
Product: V-type proton ATPase subunit G 1-like
Biological process (GO): synaptic vesicle lumen acidification
Cellular component (GO): vacuolar proton-transporting V-type ATPase complex; synaptic vesicle membrane; vacuolar proton-transporting V-type ATPase, V1 domain
Molecular function (GO): ATP hydrolysis activity; proton-transporting ATPase activity, rotational mechanism
Source: RefSeq, a predicted model, not a curated record
AUUACUGCAUCAAGAUCACACAGCAUUCGAAGACUGGUACAAGGGAAAGAACGAAAGUCCUUUGAGGCCCGCAAAAGAAAGAACCGAAGGCUGAAGCAGGCCAAAGCAGCAGCUCAGGCUGAAAUGGAACAGUACCGCCUGCAGAGGGAGAAAGAGUUCAAGGCCAAGGAAGCUGCAGCCCUGGGAUCCCAUGGCAGGUGCAGCACCAAAGUGGAGAAGGAGACCCAGGAGAAGAUGACCAUUCUCCAGACCUACUUUGGGCAGAACAGGGUUGAAGUCUUGGAUAACCUCUUGGCUUUUGUCUGUGACAUUCGGCCAGAAAUCCAUGAAAACUACCACAUAAAUUGUUAA